Messenger RNA from Apis cerana (Asiatic honeybee), 1469 nucleotides. RefSeq names its product non-structural maintenance of chromosomes element 3 homolog. The record is from RefSeq and is a predicted model, not a curated record. NCBI's taxonomy places the organism in Eukaryota, Metazoa, Arthropoda, Insecta, Hymenoptera, Apidae. Gene Ontology annotation, cellular component: nucleus.
GCGGUUUGAUUAAGCUGCAUUCCAUGAUUGGUCAAUGCUUUUUGUUAAUAACUCCUUGAUAAAACGAUAACAAGUUUUUGCAAAAGAAAAUGUUAUUUUUCUAAUUAAUUUUCUAAUUAAUGUUUUCAUAUUUUUGAAACAUCCUAUGUAUAAGAAUUACAUAUAUGAUAAAAAUUAUAUGUAUGAUUAUAUUUUUAUUUGUUUUAUUUAUUAAUUAAUUUAGUCGAUAAUUAGUUAGCAAUUUUGAUAUUUCGAAUUUAAAAUUUCUGUAUUUAUUGUUUUAAAUUUUAAAAAAUAAAUAUGACUUUUAUGAUUUUUAGAUAUUUUUACAUAAUAUUUUAGAACGUAUAUGUUUUCAUGUAUAUGUUUAGAACGUAGGACAGAAAGUCUUAUUCAAUAAAAAAUCUAUUUUAUACUUCGUUUGUGGUUAUAUUCUUCAAAUUCCUGACACAAAAAAAAAGUUUAUAUCAUUCUUAACGAUUGGUAGAUGUCAUUACAAUACAAAAUUGUAAUAAAAUUUUGAAUGGCAACGUGAAACAUUUUAUACAUAUUCUGAAUUCUAUUUGUAAAAAAUAAAAAUAAUUCUAUAACACUUCUUUAUCAUACUUCAUGGGUUUACCACGAAAUCGUGGAAAAAAUCAACAAAAGAACUUAUCACAAUCAAUCGUUAAAAAAAAGAAUAAUGUUACCACUCUCUCUCAACCUAUUCCAAGUACAAGUACAAAUAUAUCAUAUAUUAAUGAAAAAUCGCAAAACUUUUCAACUGAUUCUAUGAUUUUUGAAGAAGAUAAUCGCUUUAUUAAUAAUCUGAUACGAUACUUUUUUGCAUUAGAUAGAGAAAAACAAAUUGUCAAUAAAACUCGUAUAAUUAAAAAUGUUUUUGACAAUCAAGGAAAACAUUUUUCUAGAAUAAUGAAAAAAGCAAAAGAUCUUUUGUCAAAGAUUUUUGGAUAUCAAUUGAUAGAACUUGAAGGUAAUAAAUAUAUGCUAGUAAACGAAAUAAAAAAUGAAUUACCACAUAUUUAUCCAUGUGCAACAGAAAGUAGCCAACAAGUAUUAUUAUUUAUAGUACUCACUCAUAUCUUUAUGCAAGAAGAAUCCUGUACUGAAGAAUCAUUAUGGGAUUUUCUUACUAAUUUGGAUAUUUCCUGUUUAGACAAUCAUUAUCAUCCUUACUUUGGUAAUGUUAAGUACUUAAUAAAUGAGCUCUUUGUUGCACAAAAAUAUCUUGAUAAAACUAUACUGGAACAAAAUGAUUCAAUUAAAAUAGAAUUUAAAUGGGGUCCCCGUGCUGAAUAUGAAUUUUCUCGACGUGAGGCUUUAAAUUUUGUAUCAGAGAUAUACAAUAGACGUCCAUUAAACAGUUGGCCAUUACAAUUUAAAAUUUUACUUGCACGAGAAAAGUUAAACAAAUCUCAUUAAUAUGUAUUUAUUAUUAUGAAUGCAAUAAACAAAAAUUAAAAUAUAAA